Messenger RNA from Amaranthus tricolor (Joseph's coat), 2247 nucleotides. Its product is annotated as sugar transporter ERD6-like 6. The coding region runs from base 287 to 1756 and encodes 489 amino acids. Gene Ontology annotation, molecular function: sugar transmembrane transporter activity. The record is from RefSeq and is a predicted model, not a curated record. The transcript has 18 exons. Lineage: Eukaryota; Viridiplantae; Streptophyta; Magnoliopsida; Caryophyllales; Amaranthaceae. Gene Ontology annotation, cellular component: membrane. Gene Ontology annotation, biological process: transmembrane transport; carbohydrate transport.
AGAGUAUGCAUACUUGAUGGUGGUAAACUGUAAUCUCUAAUGACGAUAAGAAUCCAUGUGGCAAUCAUAUCUCACCUAAAUGCUCGAAGUGAUCAGCCUCAAUGUUGUCGUGCUAUACUAAUUUAAUUUAAAUCUAAAUUCUAAAUAAAUAUAAUCAAAAUCCGUAAUUCAUUGUAAUUGACUGGUUUGAUUGUUGUCUUUGAGGCAUUUCCUCUAUCAUCUGACUAUAUUCAACACCCAUCAAACCCAGAAGAGGAAGAGGAAGAGGAAGAAGAAGAAGAACAAGAUGAGUUCUGAUUCAGAAGCAGGUUUAGGAGGUGGUGGGGAUCUUAGAAAACCAUUUUUACAUACUGGGAGUUGGUAUAAAAUGGGUUCUAGACAAUCUAGCUUAAUGGGUUCUUCUCAAGUUAUUCGAGAAAGUUCCAUUUCUGUUCUUGCUUGUGUUCUUAUUGUUGCUCUUGGUCCUAUUCAAUUUGGGUUUACUGCUGGAUACUCAUCUCCAACUCAAUCCGCCAUUACUGAAGAUCUUGGUCUAUCUGUUGCUGAGUACUCCUGGUUUGGUUCUCUAUCCAAUGUGGGUGCAAUGGUUGGGGCAAUUGCUAGUGGUCAAAUCUCUGAAUAUAUUGGAAGAAAAGGGUCUUUGAUGAUUGCUGCUAUCCCCAACAUUAUUGGAUGGCUUGCUAUAUCAUUUGCAAAAGAUUCUUCAUUUUUGUAUAUGGGAAGGAUGUUGGAAGGCUUUGGUGUCGGAAUAAUAUCGUACACGGUUCCUGUGUACAUUGCUGAAAUAUCACCCCAGAAUUUGCGAGGUGCAUUGGGUUCAGUUAACCAGCUGUCUGUUACAAUUGGUAUCAUGCUAUCAUAUUUGCUGGGGCUCUUUGUUCCGUGGAGAAUACUUGCUGUUUUAGGAAUAUUGCCUUGCACAAUAUUGAUUCCUGGCUUAUUCUUCAUUCCAGAAUCUCCAAGAUGGCUGGCAAAAAUGGGCAUGAUGGAAGAUUUUGAGGUUUCUUUGCAAGUUCUUCGUGGAUUUGACACUGAUAUAUCUUUUGAAGUUAAUGAAAUCAAGAGAUCUGUAGCUUCAAGUAGCAAAAGAACCACCAUAAGAUUUGCGGAGUUACAACAAAGAAGAUAUUGGUUACCUUUGAUGAUAGGCAAUGGCUUACUUAUUUUGCAACAAAUGAGUGGAAUCAAUGGUGUUUUGUUCUAUUCCAGUACCAUCUUUAAAGAGGCUGGAGUUACAUCAAGCAAUGCUGCAACAUUUGGUGUUGGUGCAAUUCAGGUUAUUGCAACUGUGGUAACUACCUGGCUUGUCGAUAAAGCAGGACGCAGACUUCUUCUAAUUAUUUCUUCUUCGGGGAUGACAUUUAGCCUUUUAGUGGUUGCGGCGUCCUUUUUCUUAAAGGAUAUGGUAUCACAUGAUUCUUCGUGGUACAGUGUAUUCUCCAUCCUUUCAGUUGUUGGAGUUGUGGCUAUGGUGGUUUCUUUCUCAUUAGGAAUUGGGGCCAUUCCAUGGAUUAUAAUGUCAGAGAUUCUUCCAGUUAAUAUAAAGGGGCUGGCUGGAAGUAUUGCUACACUCGCGAACUGGUUCACAGCGUGGGUUGUAACCAUGACUGCAAAUAUAAUGUUGUCUUGGAACAGUGGAGCGACGUUCUCCAUAUACAUGGUUGUAUGUGCCUUCACUGUGGCGUUUGUGGUCAUUUGGGUUCCGGAGACAAAGGGUAGAACAUUGGAGGAGAUUCAGUGGUCAUUUAGACGAUAGGAGCUUCCAUCGGCAUCAGCAAGCUCGAUUCAAGUUUGGAAUGCUGGGUAGAUAUUAUACAUGCAAAUGUGUCUUAUAUUAUUAUUCAUUAACAGGAAUAUUGUACUAUUAACUUGUGGAAGAGUUAUACAUGCAGACAGCAGACUGCUCUGGCUUUCUUUAAUUUUUUUAGUGUCCUUACCUCUCCUGGCCUCUGAAGAUGAAUAUUCCAUCAUCUUUUUUUAAGAAUUUUGUGGAAAAUGUAUAAAAAAAAAAAAAUCUUGUUUCACAUUUUUAAAUAAAUUUCUGAAAGACGAUAAUUACUCACAUGUAAGGGGGAAAUCUAUCUUUUUAAUCUAGUGAGAAUCAAAUCGUAUCACAGAGAUGAAACAAAAGAAAUUUCAAUCAUUAAAUCAAUCUAUGAUUUUCGAUUUCACGUGCUUAACUUGUUGAUGCUAUAUGUAGUUUAGUAUCGUAGAGUCUUUAAGCAAUAUAGAUCCAUAAUCGAGAUU